Molecule: messenger RNA, 1797 nt
Organism: Endocarpon pusillum Z07020
Lineage: Eukaryota; Fungi; Ascomycota; Eurotiomycetes; Verrucariales; Verrucariaceae
Exons: 3
Coding region: 1-1797 (598 amino acids)
Biological process (GO): protein phosphorylation
Molecular function (GO): protein kinase activity; ATP binding
Source: RefSeq, a predicted model, not a curated record
AUGGCCAACGAUGUCCGUUACACCGCUGGUAUGUUCAGCUCCGAUAUUAGCAAAAGUCCCUUCUGGGUUGAAUGGGAGAAACGCUAUGAAGCGAGACAACGCUCUCGGGGUAGCUAUGUCACAGCAGGACAUAGUUUUUGGCUGAAAGACAACAUGGACUACAAGGUGCUAAGCGCGAAGGGUUUGGGGGCCUUUGCCAGCGUAUGGAUGGGCAAAUCAUCAACGGGGCGAAUCCUUGCUGUCAAACGAUAUCAAAAUAGUGGAAACAUCAGAAUCAAGGAACAAGUGCCUCACAUCAUACAGAUUGGAACCCCCCGGGGUGAGACGUCGCCUGGGCCAGGAAUCCCCAGUAUGGUAGAGGUGCCAAUGGAUUAUUAUGAUCGCAACCUCUUCCACCUCAUGAAUGCAACAAAGACAGAACGAGGGCUAAUUGGUGACUUCAUCAUGAUUCCGCCUUGGUACCACACGGUCUUGACUCAAAUCCUUGAAGCCUUGAGAUUCCUGCACAGCAAGGAGAUGAUGGUUAUCCAUCGGGACAUUUGCCCUGAAAACAUUCUCUACAACAAAACCGACCAUUUUAUACUUGCGGGUUUCAGUCUUGCCAGAAUUUACCCUACCCCAAGAGGUGAAUACUGGGACAGAAGGAGUUAUAAAUACCUCGCGCCGGAGGUAUAUGAUGGCCACGAAGAGACUACGGCGAUUGAUGUCUGGGCUAUGGGCAUCUUAUGCUUGGAUAUGAUGAAUCUGCUGCCCAGAGUCACUAUCGAUCCCGCACAACGAAAUUUCCUAUUGUUCAAGCGAGUCGAUUGGUGUGGCAGGAUGCUUGAGCUAGCCCAGCAUAUUGACAAACCAGAAGUGGAGAUGAUGGUAGCGAAAGAUAUCCAUGACAGAUACUCCGCUAAUUCAGUGCUCGAGUUUGUGAGGAGCAGUCCAAGCAGUAAGAGACAACAAAUUCGACCUAGUCUUGGGCUUCUAUAUUCCUUUUUCCGCCAAGAUCCUGAGCUUAGCCACCUUAACAAUCAAGAGAUCCUUGAGUUCGCGGUUGGCUACCUUGAUGAUAGCAACUUUAAGCCUCGGCCCAAGCCUCAGCCCAGUCAAGAAACAGGAGGUUUUCAAGGGGAUGGAAGCCGACGGAGCGCUAGAACAGGUCCUCAGAAUGUGGCGGACAUCCCAGUUGCCAAGCUCCUGGUAUUAGGGGCAGAAAUGGGACUGCUCGGUCUGGACAGCGCACUUGGGAUGCUGGCGUUGACAAGUGCGGGGCGGAUACUACAAGAAGACCGUGGAAGAUCGCUCGGUAUAGCGUCAGCACCAUGUACGACGCCGAGGCCUACAGUACCAACUAGCACAACAGAGACGAGGGCAACAAAACCAGGGCCCGCCGAAAUCAAGACUGGAGCAAAGCCGUCAGGACCGGCGGACGCAGGAUCAAAUGUGGUGCCAUCAACCUCAGUUUCUAAAAGUGACCUUCCCGCUGGCACUUCCAAGGGAGAGCAGCCGGCUCAAAAGGGAGAGCAGCCGGCUCAAAAGGGAGAGCAGCCGGCUCAAAAGGGAGAGCAGCCGGCUCAAAAGGGAGAAGACAAGGCUCAUGGAAGCCCUAAAGCCUCGGAGACCGGAAGGGUUCAAAGUCGGACUCAGGGACAGCUACCCCAGCAACAGCCUAGACAGGAGCAGCGGCAGCAGCAGCAGCAUCCCCAUUCUGACAGCACAUCAGAACCUUCACCCCAACAACUAGGCCAAAGGAGUUCUAGAGGUACUAGGAGAGGAAGGCCUCCUAAUCGUGGGGGAUACAGGUCAUGA